GAGGGAGAGGAGGAGGAACUACUGGAGGAAAAAAAGUUAAAGUAAAAAUGGCUUCCUUGUGUUUGGAGUCUACAGAACAAUCCGAGAACAGCCCAGAAGAGCCGACGGCCACGGAGUCCAAAGAAGAUAAAGAUCCGGUGCACAUUUCGGAACAGUUGCUCCAAAGUUUCCAAAACUCGUCUUUGAGUUUUUCCACUGACCAAGUAUCAUGUCUGUGCGAGGCCCUUCUGCAGGCGGGCAAUGUGGAUCGCCUGUGGAGAUUUCUUUCCACCAUACCUCCUUCGUCCGAGCUGCUACGUGGCAACGAGACCCUGCUGAAGGCCCAGGCACUGGUAGCUUUUCACCGGGACGAAUUCAAGGAGCUGUAUGCCAUCCUGGAUAGCUACCCCUUCCACCCGUCUAACCAUGGGUUCCUGCAGGACCUGUACCUGAAAGCCCGCUACAAGGAGGCGGAGAGGUCGAGGGGCCGCUGCCUGGGCGCAGUGGACAAGUACCGGCUGAGAAAGAAGUUCCCCCUGCCCAAAACCAUCUGGGACGGAGAGGAGACCGUGUACUGCUUUAAAGAAAAGUCCAGAAAUGCACUGAAAGAGUGCUAUAAGAGCAACAGGUACCCAACUCCGGACGAGAAGAAAAACCUGGCCAAAGUAACCGGACUGUCUCUCACCCAGGUCAGCAACUGGUUCAAGAACCGCAGGCAAAGGGACAGGACACCGUCCGGGACACACAGCAAAAGUGAAUCUGAUGGGAACCACAGCACCGACGACGAGGGGAGCCCAAUGGACGACGGCCCUGACAAACCAGAGGAGGUUUCAAGCUCCACAGCCUCCAUCAUCUCUCUCUCUGCCGUCCCCUGCAGCACCGGAGGCCAGCUCAUCCUCAACGGGUCCGGUGGCUUCCUCACAGCCUCUCAGCCGUUACUACUUAAUGGAAAUUCCCUCCUCUCCAGUACUGGUGCUGGUGUCAUAAUUAACGGGCUAAGCUUGGGCGAUUGCCAGACAGUCACACUGAGUCCUGUUGCAUCCAACUCUCCUUUGAUUAUGAACGGGGCUCAGGUUAUAACCAAAUGUAGUUUGCAGCAGCAGCAAGCCGUUUCUAUCACACCGCAGGAGGUUUUGUCCAUGGAGGCCAAGCCGAGCAGUCUUCUUAGCACUAACACCUCACCAGUCUCCAUCAUCUCUCUUCCCCUGCAAACCAAAACAGACAGCGGCAAUGCAAUGGAUUUCAUCAGCAUCCCUGAAUCAGAGGGCAGCAUCCAGACAGUAUCUUCGUCUUCUUCAUCUUUAUCUCCUUCCUCACCAACUCUUUCCUCACCCACCAGUCUCCCGGCACUGGUCUUAGCACAAAACACCCAGCGCCAAGAGUCUCUCCCGGUCUCCAUGUCGUCCGCAGGCAUGGUGUUCUCCAGUUCUUCCUUGCCCUUCUCCAGUCAGCAUGGGGAGUAUGUUGUUUUUGCCACCGCUGGCUCCCACUUGAACCCUUCUAGCUCUUUGGUUUCCAGCAGCAGCUCUUCCCCUCAGGUCUUCUCUCUGCCCCAGGUUGUGCCUUCCAUCCAGGGUAUACCAGUGUCCCAGCUGGUGCAGCACUCUUCAGGAGCCACAGUGUCCCAAUGCCCUCAGUUGGUCCCAGUUUCCCCCCUCACCUCGCCAGCUCCUCAGAUCCUAAACCAGGCAGUGAACACUAGCACCAGACUGCAACAGGAUGCUUUAACAACUAUGCCUGAAGCUGCAACCACUAUAGUCUCUAUCUCGCAGCUUAACAAUCAUCUCCAACAGCGAACGCCAUACCUGUUGGGGGACCAAAUCACAAACUCCUCUCCAAGCAAAAUCCAAGUCCCACAUGUUAUAUCCAUAUCUCCCCCGACACAAGUAAUCCCCAAAGGCACCACAGCAGCACAGUUGGUCCCCCUCUCCAUGCCUCAGCUGGUCCCCGUCUCCCCCAUUCAAACUUCCUCCACCAUCUCUUUCCCCCAAGUUGUUCCUGCCAGUCCUUCUCUGUCCAUCCCCUCUGCCGGAGUGCCCUUGCAGAUCCUGACCUCUGCUCAUGCAGGAGUCGCUCAGGGGCCUCUUAGGAUAAACCAGCUGAGGCCCCUACCGAAUGCGGGUCCCCAAACUGGAAUGUCCCCGGGUGUGCAGCUCCUCAACUCUGGGAUCAUACAGCUGCCCUCUGCUGCUCCAGGUAACCUUCUCCUUGGUGGGGGCCCUUACCUGAGUGUCCACGAAGGCAAACUGAUUCUGACCAUCCCAGCCGGCAUUCAGCUCACCAGCCUGCCUCUUAAACCGGUCCCAGAAGCGUCACCCAUCUCUGCUAAUGGACUGAGUCCACUUCUCAUCCCCACCACCCCUCCUGUAGUCUCAUCCACCUCAGGCCCUGCCCCCCUCACAUCAUCAACCCUAAACUUUAUCAACUCAUCUCCACCAUACUGUGCUCCAGAGAGGGGGUCACCCUCCAUCCAGGCUUUAGAUAAUUCAGUCACCUCUACAGCGUCAAACACUCUCACUCCAGAAAGUAUGCUUACCCUCAGUCCCAUGUACAGUGGGGGGACACCCAACAUCCAGCUGUCCCAGCCAGCAUGGAGCCCCGUGCCCCUCUCCACGUCAGCCAGUCUAACUCUGUUUGAUGUCCGCGGCAAGGGGGACCUACCGGUAGACCCGGCGCUGUUGGGGCUUCCUGGAGGAGAGUCGCUUCUCCUGGGAAGCCCCUCACCGGAGCAGGAUUUGGAAACCAGCUCUGCUCUAGGGAAUCCAGAGGAGAUGGAUGGGGACACCAAAAUACUCACUCAGCUGCAGUCCGUCCCUGUGGAUGAUGACCUGGGCUUGUAGUCUGUUUCCACUGCUGGAUGCAACCCUGUGUCUGUAAAAGAACAGAAAGUAUAAAACAUACAGCAGAUAGAACAAUCUAUAAAGGCCAAAUGUUAUUUUUACAAAACGUUCAGGUACUGACGGUACUGCGAUGAUGCUCUCAGAGGGGCCUGAUACCAUCAUGGAUUUAGCUGGCACUUUUGAGAUUAAUCCUCUGCAGCUCUACUUCCUGGAUUGGCAGGGUAAUAUGGGAUAUUCUCAUGGGUCUCAGAGUUUCUUUUACAAAAAUCCAAACGUGCCUUAUCUGUUAUGAGACACAGACAGAAGAACACAUACUUGUUAGUCUACAUGGCCCACCUUGACCUUUUUUCUCAGCUCUUCUUCACAGUUUUGUGGAUAACACUCAGAGUUCAGCUGUACUUGAAAAAGUAGUUAGGGAUUUUGCUGGCAGAAGAAGUAGUUUUUUGUGGAUCCACCAAAGCAACUAUACAUGGACAAUCUGACAAAGAGAUUCAGGACCUAUUCUUCCAUCACUCCAGGAAUAUAGUGAAGAUUAUAUUCCUCACAAAAAGGAACUUGGAUACAUUUUUGUGCAACCAUUAUUACGUCCUUGCUUCGAUGUGGCUAUACAGCAGUAUUUUAUUAUACGUUGAGGAGUCUGGGCUGAAACAUGCUGUCUAGCUGCAUUUCAUAGGUAAAAUCUGUUUUGUAUGAUGGUUGUAGCAAAACUGUAAUAUGGAAAAUACAAGGGGGAUAUACUCUAUGCAAUGCAUGUUUAGUUUUUUCAAAUCAGAUUUUAUGUACCAUAACGGCUCAGUUGAAAGCCAGUACACUUGGGAGAUGAAAACAAGCUUUUUGAAUAAUGUUUUUUAUAUGAAGCAUGACACUAAAGAUUUGCUGUGAUUCCUUAAAUGCAUUCAAAUUCAGCUAGUUGAUAUUGAUAAGUGCCUUAUUUUAUAACUUACAAGUUUGAUGUUUUUGAACAUAUAUGUGUUGACAUUUAAGAAAGUGCUAUACACCCGACCAAAUGAUGGGAUUCACUUUGUGAACUUUUUGAAUCAGUGUCUGUUUGAUCUCCAGUGAGAUUCAAUGUGACAGUUUUUGGUCUCGUAUAGCUCGAUCUCCUUUAUUUGUAUAUUUUGCACCUUUCAUAAACACAAUGUUUACGCUGCGCUGCUCUGUUGUUAUGACAGUGGUUGGACUCAUUCUGUUCUGAAAUGUCCUUUUUUUUUAACUACAUAUUAUAUCCUCUCUUAAACGGACUUAAGUAUCACACCUUGAUACCGAUAAAUACGCUAGUCAUCGUAUAGUACGAGCUUUCCACUUUCAUAAUAACACAGUUAGCUGCCACAUUUUUUGGCCAAUCAUGGUACACAGAAUACACUUCAGUGUCUCGUUUAGUUACAAUAUUGGCCUUUUGUGAUGUUGUUUUUUCUAUAUGUAUGUUUUUGUAUGUCUUUUUUGUACAUUUUAUCUAUUUAAAGCAUGUAUCAAUCAAUAAGAAAAUGACUCCUUGUUGAAACGCAGAUAGGAAGUAAUGCCCUUGGAAGGCCACAUUGUUGUGCAAUGGAGGUUUUCAAUCUUAGUCUAUAAGUAUGAAAACAAUUUGAAAGACAUUUUAAAUACACUAGGUCAACCCAGUGUCCUUUUAUUAAAUGGCUUGGACAAAUCAAUUUUAUUAUGUAUUUUACUGAAAUUUAAAUGAUAGUUAGGGGUAAAGGGAAUUUUGUCUUAUAUGAAAAUAUGGUAACCUGCAUUUGCCAUUAUGAGCCAUUUAUUACCAAAGUAUGUAGACAUUGAAGCCUUUGUGGGCUUAUGCACAUUUGUACCCGUUUGUUUGUAGCCUGGGCAUGUUUUUACCGUCUCCUACACAUAUGACUCCAGAUAUAACCAAAGAUAACAUGUUUUGAUAUUUGUGAAAGGGAUUGUUUGUGCCAGGCUUUCAAGGUUCUUGUUUUUGUAUUCAAAUGCAUUCUAUUUUUUAUAUUACAUUAUAUUGUAAUAAACUACAUUUACA
Eleginops maclovinus (Patagonian blennie) is the source of this 4815-nucleotide messenger RNA. It is a transcript of the gene six5, whose product is annotated as SIX homeobox 5. The transcript has 3 exons. Bases 48 to 2819 code for a protein of 923 amino acids. The record is from RefSeq and is a predicted model, not a curated record. NCBI's taxonomy places the organism in Eukaryota, Metazoa, Chordata, Actinopteri, Perciformes, Eleginopidae. Gene Ontology annotation, cellular component: nucleus; transcription regulator complex. Gene Ontology annotation, molecular function: RNA polymerase II cis-regulatory region sequence-specific DNA binding; DNA-binding transcription factor activity, RNA polymerase II-specific. Gene Ontology annotation, biological process: regulation of transcription by RNA polymerase II.